Molecule: messenger RNA, 1243 nt
Organism: Bolinopsis microptera
Lineage: Eukaryota; Metazoa; Ctenophora; Tentaculata; Lobata; Bolinopsidae
Exons: 8
Coding region: 106-1077 (323 amino acids)
Source: RefSeq, a predicted model, not a curated record
UCUUUUCUCAUCCGUAUACUGUUAAAUAUAUAAAGAUAGGAGGUUUUCAGUAACCAAUAAUCUAUUUUAUGUAGUGGAUAACAUUUGCAUCGUGCAAUAGCUGACAUGUCAGGACCCAGAGCUCAACUUAUAACGGCCUUGUCAGAGAGAAUAAAAAUCGAGAGAGUAACGGAAUUCAUUACGCAUAGUAUUACAAAUAAUGGAGAGCAGUGCAGCUGUGUAAGCUGUCUAGUACAAACUCCAGUGGUUUUAGGCUGGGGGAUUGAAAAUGAAAACAUACUUGAAAAUUAUGAAAACGAGUUUCCGCCACUUAUCAAAGCUGAACUUGCACCUAAACCCCAUAAUCAGGAACUUUGGAGUCAAGUUGUCUCAAAUCCAACGCUCAUUUAUGGGUUGGCAUCCUCUGAAGCUCCAGAAAAUUGUCAUGUCCAAAGGGAAAACGAGUACUUAUCUGAUAAGACGACAACCGGGGUUGGAGUUCUUGUACUGAAACAGAAAAACAGUAAAUGUAAAACAACACAAGCUCAGAGAUUCAAGGAGAAAGAAAAAAAACAAAAAGCCUAUAAAGCUAAGGUGAGUAAAAACAAACAUGGACAAUGCAGAACAGAAUCCCUAUCAUUUGGAAUUAAUUUACACAACGGAUUCGAAAGACUAAGCCUACGAGAACAGCUGUGCAACAAUUCAAAAAAUGAAGAAUGUCAUUCAUACGAAAAUAGGACAACAGGGGAUGAAGCUGUCGCAUCAAAAAAGAAACCCAUUAGAAAAACAAAAGCUCAGCGAAACAAAAAGAAAGAAGAAAAACGAAAAGCUAAGGCUUUACAGUUAGAGAUACAGUUACUAAAGCAGUUUGACGAAAUAGAAAUUAUACAAAGAUCAAUAUCUAUCGAAGAAAAAGAAAAACAUGAAAAAAGGACUGCAAAAAGAAGAAAGAAAGCAGCUAAAGUAAGUCUAGUCGUGAAUUUAUUUAAAUUUCAUAAUUAUAAUUAUUUGCAUGACCAACUUCUUAUAUACGACAACUUGGUUCAUUUUGAGGUUUCUUAUACUUCAUUCCCAGUGCGAAAUCAUCAAAGACAUUAGUGGAGGAGGAACAGACAAACAAUUCACAAAGAGUUUCAAGAGAAAUUCGAAGAGAAAACGAAUAGGAAGGAAAUAUAAAAAGCAAACUUCUGAGUCUUCCGUACACAAAAAAGGUAAGAAAAUGUUAUAAGAGUUGUGUUUAUAAGUUGAGGAUAUAAUUACUUUU